AUGUCUGUAGAUUACUACGGUUAUUCUACUCCAGAUGGCAAUCCUACCCUAUCACAUGCAAUUGUCUUUACAGUGCUCUUCGGGAUAGCGCUCAUAGCACACUGCGUACUCGCUGGGAUAACGAAGCAGUGGUGGCUUUACGGCACCAUCGUCCCUUUCCUGAUACUCGAGACCAUUGGAUGGGGUGGCAGGUGCGGCGACAAUCGGGACGCUUAUAUCAUGCAAAUUGCCACACUUAUCAUCGGUCCUACAUUCCUCUCUGCAAUGAUUUAUGUCGAUCUUGGUGUCGUUGGCCUGCAGUACGGCCCGAAUUUCUCUAUUCUCGGUCCAAGGAUGUUCGCUGCUGUCUUCAUCACUGCAGACGUUUUCAGUAUUCUCGUUCAGGCUGCUGGUGGUGGUAUUGCAUCGUCAGCUAGCAAAAGUAUUAACAGGGAGCUUCUCCACACGGGUAGCAAUGUGAUGCUGGCUGGUAUUGCUAUUCAGUUUGCCUGCAUUAUCUUCUACUCUUACUUUUUACUUGAGUUCGUAGUUAGAUACUACAAGAGAUGGCCCGUUAGGGCUAAGCGCCAAGAUCCUAUCGCUAUAGAUCCUUUGUCGCAACCCAACCAAAGAAAUUUGGCUCUAAGAUUGACAAUGCUUGGUGCAAUGUCAUUCCUAAUCAUUUGGAGAGGCAUCUACCGUUUAAUUGAGCUGAAGGAUGGCUGGGAAGGCACUGUAAUUAAAGAUCAGGCUGCUUUCGACACCAAUGAUGGUAUGCCAAUGGUUAUUGCUGCCUGGUUGAGCGGUAUCUUUCAUAUAGGGCUACUCACGCCCACGACAAACGCCUCAUUCUUAUCGAGAGGCAAAAAAGGAGGUGCUGAUGCUGCCGAGGCUGACGUCAAGGAUGAGGUCGCCUAA
Wallemia ichthyophaga EXF-994 is the source of this 897-nucleotide messenger RNA. RefSeq lists its product as uncharacterized. NCBI's taxonomy places the organism in Eukaryota, Fungi, Basidiomycota, Wallemiomycetes, Wallemiales, Wallemiaceae. Gene Ontology annotation, cellular component: plasma membrane; fungal-type vacuole. The record is from RefSeq and is a predicted model, not a curated record. Bases 1 to 897 code for a protein of 298 amino acids. The transcript has 4 exons.